CUGCAGGCCGCGCCGGGCACGGCGGGCGGAAGGAACCGAGCCGGCUGCCACCGUGUCCCCGCCGGAGCCGCCGCCGCCAACGGAGCGUCGCGGGCCCGAUCGCGCGGACCGCCCUCCCCGCGCCACGUCCCAGCGCCGCCCGCCCGCCGCCCGCGCACCUGGGCGCCCGCCGCCUCCCGGCUCCGCUCGGCCUCCGCGCCCGCACCGGCCUUCACUCUGGAGCGGCCCCGGCAGCCGCAGCAGGGGCGGCGGCGGCGGAUCGAGGAGCUCUCCAGGUCGUCCCGGGAGCGGCUGCUGCAGUCCCGGGACAGGAUGUUCUCCAAGUUCACCUCCAUCCUGCAGCACGCCGUGGAGGCGCUAGCACCCUCUCUUCCUUUACAAGAAGAUUUUGUUUACCACUGGAAGGCAAUUACCCAUUACUACAUAGAGACUUCGGAUGACAAAGCCCCAGUGACAGAUACAAAUAUUCCAUCUCAUCUGGAACAGAUGUUAGAUAUAUUGGUACAAGAAGAAAAGGAACGGGAAUCUGGAGAGACGGGGCCAUGUAUGGAAUACUUGCUUCAUCACAAGAUCCUGGAAACAUUAUAUACCUUAGGGAAAGCUGAUUGUCCUCCAGGAAUGAAGCAGCAGGUGCUGGGAUUCUACACCAAACUCCUGGGCAGAAUCAAGCAGCCGCUACUUCCGCACAUCAACGUGCACAGGCCCGUGCAGAAAUUAAUUCGACUCUGUGGUGAAGUCCUUGCAACACCAACGGAAAAUGAAGAAAUUCAGUUUCUCUGUAUUGUGUGUGCAAAACUGAAAGAAGAUCCCUAUUUGGUUAAUUUUUUUCUGGAGAAUAAGUUGAAAUCGUUGGCUUCCAAAGGAGCAGCCAGUGUCACUGCAGAAGACACGUUAAAAGGUGCGGAGUCCUUUUCCACAGACACGGGACAGCCCUGUCGGCCCGAGGAGCUGCCUGGUGCCUCCGGGACGGAGCAGACAGAGUUAGACGAUGAGCCUCCUCCUCAGACGGACGACCUGUCCACGGGCCUGGAGAACCUGAGUGUCAAUUCACUGCCGGAGGCCUCGGUCGUCCGCCCAAACCAGGACUACAACCUCGUGAAUUCCUUGUUAAAUCUCACCAGAAGCCCUGACGGCCGGAUAGCUGUGAAGGCCUGCGAGGGCCUCAUGUUGUUAGCGAGUUUGCCAGAGCCCAAGGCUGCCAAGUGCCUCACGCAGAGCACGUGCCUGUGCGAACUCCUGACCGACAGACUCGCCGCCCUGUACAAGGCCCUCCCUCCGUCGGUGGACCCCUUAGAUAUUGAAACUGUGGAGGCCAUCAACUGGGGUUUGGACUCAUAUAGUCAUAAAGAAGAUGCAUCGGCAUUCCCAGGAAAACGAGCCUUAAUUUCAUUUCUUUCCUGGUUUGAUUAUUGUGAUCAACUCAUAAAGGAAGCACAAAAGACUACUGCUGUUGCUCUUGCCAAAGCCAUCCAUGAAAGAUUUUUUAUUGGUGUUAUGGAACCUCAGUUAAUGCAAACUUCCGAAAUGGGUAUCCUGACGUCGACUGCUUUGCUUCAUCGCAUUGUUCGGCAAGUCACCUCCAAUGUUUUGCUUCAAGAAAUGGUGUUUUUUAUCCUUGGGGAACAGAGGGAGCCAGAAACUCUGGCAGAUAUGAACAGACACCCUUUAAGACACAGGUUAAUUGAACAUUGUGAUCACAUAUCUGAUGAGAUAAGCAUAAUGACACUAAGGAUGUUUGAACAUCUUUUACAAAAACCCAAUGAGCACAUUCUUUACAACUUGGUCCUAAGAAAUCUUGAAGAAAGAAAUUAUACGGAAUAUAAACCCGUGUGUCCAGAAGAUAAAGAUGUGGUAGAGAACGGACAGAUAGCAGGAGCAGUAGAUCUGGAAGAAGAUCCAUUAUUUACUGACAUUUCACCAGAUAACACUUUGUCAAACCAAGAAUGGCUUAGCUCUUCGCCGCCUGCUACUCCAGACCACCCCAGAAAUGAUGGGAAGACUGAAGUCCAUAAAAUUGUGAAUAGUUUUCUCUGUCUGGUACCGGAUGAAGCGAAAUCAUCCUACCACGUUGAGGGCACAGGAUAUGACACCUACCUCCGAGAUGCUCAUAGGCAGUUCCGGGACUACUGUGCUAUCUGCUUAAGAUGGGAGUGGCCUGGGUCUCCAAAAGCCUUGGAAAAGUGCAACUUAGAAGCCACUUUCUUUGAAGGUCAUUUUUUGAAAGUUUUAUUUGACAGAAUGGGAAGAAUUCUUGAUCAGCCAUAUGACGUAAAUUUACAAGUGACCUCAGUGUUGUCCAGACUGUCUCUCUUCCCUCAUCCACACGUACACGAAUACCUUUUGGAUCCCUAUGUGAACCUUGCUUCUGGCUGUCGGUCUCUCUUCUCUGUCAUUGUCAGGGUCGUCGGAGACCUUAUGGUUAGAAUCCAGCGUAUCCAAGACUUUACUCCCAAGCUUCUACUAGUCAGAAAGCGAUUACUUGGUUUAGAACCGGAAGGCCCUAUGGUGGACCACAUCACCUUGCUGGAGGGCGUGAUCGUGCUGGAAGAGUUCUGCAAGGAGCUGGCGGCCAUCGCGUUUGUGAAGUACCACGCUUCCUCCACGCCGUAGAUACCCUUCCCAGGCGCCAUACAUAGCUGUGCACGUCCUUGAAUCCAGGACACAAUCAAAGGAACUUCCAGAAAUAAGCAUUUCUAAUGCCUGUGUGAAAGCUGCGGAAUUUCUGAUGUCAUGCCUUUGAUCUUUCUGUUAUUUUAAUAUCCUUUUUGGUAGCAAGGCCUUUUGACAUUCUCUGGGACUCAGAUGCUUAUAUUCUUUUGGAUUAUCAGAAGCAAAAAACAACAACAACGAAUUUUUAUAACUUUUUAAGGUAAGAAUUCUUAUCAAGCAAAAUAUGAAAAACUGUAAAUGAGAAAAAAAAUACAAUUCAGGGACCAUCAAAUGAGUUGAGUUAAUAAUAGGAGAUAAAAAUGUGUAGAGAACCAUUAACUUCCUUCAGCUUUUCUAAGAAUAACAAUUUAAUAUGAUAAUAAAAUUCUUGAUUAAUAUAAUAUAUAUAUAUUUUUAAAGAAAUGUUCUUUUACUCUUGUGCACAUGGCCAUGUAGGUGAUGAAUGUUCAUGUAUGGGUCCCAGUUUAUUUAAACCGUGUCAUUUUGGCAACAAUACCGAGUUUGUGCUCACCAGUGGUAGUGCUUGCUAAAAUAGUAUUUUUUAAAGCUAAUUUACACGUGUUAGGUUGAGAGCCUUUUCUUUUUGUUCUAUCUCUCUUUGAAAAUUGUUCCAUGAAAUCACUUUAUAAUUUGAUUUUCUUACUGAAAUGCAUGGUUGUGUCUCGGUGGGGAACUCACUGAUAACUCUUAGAAUCAAAAUUCCAAUGGCCUCCCUAAUGUUUACAUUUAUUUUUUCAUUUUGUUCAGUCUUUUGUUUUAAAUUAUUCAAGAGAGAGAGUUAAAAACCAAACAGACAGACCAGUCUGUCCUGUUUACAUGGGAAAGAAUGUGGGUGCAGUGGGUAUGUAUGUGAGUGGGUAUGUAUGUAGGAACUGUGGGUAGCUUGGCAGAGCUGUGCAGGCACCACGUGCUGGGAGUUAAUUGACAAAAUGUUGUUUGCUGAUCCACUCUCUAUUCCUCCUGUAAGUGACGCUUAUUCCUCAGAUAUAUUGCUUCUAAGCUUUCUUCUUUAGUUGAAGUGUUAAGCAGCAGCACUGUCUUGUCUUUCCGUUUACUGAUAUUUAGGGAGCAGAUGAUCAGAUUUCUGGCUUCCAAGGCACUCUUGCUGCUGCCCCUCCUGGGAAGUUGUUUUCUGUGGCGUGUUUGCAGUCUCAUGGUGUGUGGCGUAUGCACAGAAGUAUGUUUUACACCACCCCUAAUUUUGUUGCAUUCGUUUUUCUGAUUUAUUUUAUAGUUCGUUUUUGCUAUUUAUUGUGAAGAAAAUAUCAAAAGAUGAUGAAUAUUCUUGGCUCUAGAAUGCUUACCACCAGUAAAACAACAACAAAGAGACUGAAUUUCUAAUUCAAUGUACAUCUUUGUUAGCUCCUCCUAAGGCAUUUAUUCAGCAAAACAGCAGAAAAACAAAAGUGGGAGGUAGUUACUUUGUGUGUGCUUUUCUUUAAAUGAUUUUUCAUGAGGGGAAAACAUUAAGUUUGCUGUAUUUACUCAUUAGGCCAUGCAAGGAACUCAGCAACAUCUUCAGUUUUAGGUGUAGUUGCAGCCUACUUUGAUGUAGGUGUAUUUAAAAUAAGGCAAUACGAGAUAUUAGAUGUUUCCUCAUUUGUUCAUAGUGUUUGAUAGGUGUAAUAGCAAAGACAUGACCUCUCAGACCAAAUGCUAUUUAAUCUUUGAUUUCACAAUGGGACCCUAUAGCUAAUGCAUGAAACCAAGUUCUGAAAAGCUUUAACUCUUAUAUUUUUUAUAUAUAUGUAUGCUGCUUCUUAAAACAUUUUUUCUAAGUUAUUGUAAUGACUUUGAUUUGUAGUCAACUAAAGCUUAAAGUAUAUUUUGUUUCUCUUCUCAGUUUCUUUCUCUCCUUCCCACUCUCUCUCUCUCCCUCCCUCCAUCUCUCUCUCUCCUUCUCUUUCUCUCUUUUAUUCAUAUUUAGUAGGGACCUAGAGCCAGCACAACUUCUCACAGUGAGUUGGAUCUGUUAGCGAAACAUCCUACUACAUUGUUGGUCUUUUUAUACUGUCAUUCAGAAGCUGAAUAUUUCUAUUACUUGGGUACUUGCAAAAUAGUGACCAAAAUGUACUGUGUUGGGUAGAAAAUACCAUCUUAACAACGGAUUGCCCUAAGCAAGUUCCAAACCAAAUUUUAGCCUUGCUUCACCUUGGUAUAAAUAGCUAUGCCCAUUUUUAAAAAAUCUUUCUCUCUAACAGUAUAGUCUUUGUGGUUAUUUUUAGUAAUGAGCCACAUUCUUUACUUGCUAGAACUCAGACUUGUCUUUAGCCAAUUAUCAGUGCAGUACUCACAUCAUAACUAUGUAAUGUUCUCGUAAGAUAUCUGUCUGUGCAAUAUGGAAGCUAUGAGUGGACUCGUAGCUUUUUGGUUUAAUUGUACAUCAUUGUGUGUGUACAUGUGUAUAUAUAUGUAUAUAUAUAUAUAUAAGGACCAAAAUCCUUAGCUUGCUUAUACUGUUGCUAGUGUAAAGAUUGUUACACUUAAUUUUACAGGGCACAAAUUAUGGGGAUUACCUUUAUAGUCCAUGGUAAUAUACUUCCAUAAAUUAUUGCAUUAAUAUACAAUUACCAAUUUAAUUAUGAAGUUCAUAGGUAUUGACAGAAGUUACAGUGAAGUGCUCAAACCACAAAUUAUGUAGUAAUUAUAUUUUGGGUUGUUUAAUUAAUCAAAAUAUGCAUGUCAUUGUGACACAUGAUGUGUUAAAACAUGAUAGAUAAUCAUAUUUCUGGGCCCUGUAAAAUAGUGUCACUGUAAUACUCUGUUUGCCUCCUGUCUUGUUUACAUUAAACAAAGGACAUUUGGUAAAUUUUCCUAUUGAACAUUGUGUAGGUGACUGACAGUGUUACCACGGCCUGAAAUUCUUGGGCCAUCUAUGAAGAAACUUCAGAUGGUGAUUGUGUACCUACUAUCUCUUUAAUGGAAGUUGUGGUCAAGUCCAACUUUUUGUGCUAACAAUGCAUGCAGGACUAAGAGGGAUGAUCUAAAAAUAAAUCAUGCAAUGUAAACAAAAUGUCUUGUAUUCUUAUAAUUGGAAACGUGUUUAUUCACCGGUAAGUUGAAAACAAUAAUUCCUAACACACAAAAGGGUAUGACACACAACGAUCAAUAGGUCACUUCAGCAUUGACUUCAGGGAGAGAACGGGAAAGAAUAUAUUAAUAUUUGUGGAGGGGAAGGUGCAGUUUGAAAGAUCCUCCUGGGUGAGCCUCAGAAAUGUGUCCCCCACACUUGGAAUAACUAUAAAGGCAGUGCUUAUUAAAAUACAUUUCAUUUUCAAAACUGA
Messenger RNA from Myotis daubentonii (Daubenton's bat), 5954 nucleotides. RefSeq names its product FHF complex subunit HOOK interacting protein 2A (gene FHIP2A). Lineage: Eukaryota; Metazoa; Chordata; Mammalia; Chiroptera; Vespertilionidae. The record is from RefSeq and is a predicted model, not a curated record.